Messenger RNA from Rana temporaria (common frog), 2511 nucleotides. RefSeq names its product transmembrane protein 161B (gene TMEM161B). The record is from RefSeq and is a predicted model, not a curated record. The coding region runs from base 308 to 1759 and encodes 483 amino acids. The transcript is spliced from 13 exons. Lineage: Eukaryota; Metazoa; Chordata; Amphibia; Anura; Ranidae.
UGUUUCAGAAAUGGUGUAAAAAGUAGCACUGAUAAAGACCAUUGUGUUAUUCGAGGCGCCGUCUUAUCCUGAUAAACUCGGGGUUUAAGUGGGGGGAGCAGGAAGCAUCUGUUAGCGGUGUUUUAGGUUACCGUAGCCGGGUAGGAGAGGCGAGUGCCGCCAUGUUGGUGUGUGGAGGGGUCCUAGCGUGACCUCCAGCACAAGAAGUGUUGUGGAGCCGGUGACUGCAGAGAAAGUGCCUAUUUAUGAUAUCGGAACACAAAGCCACGUUGUCAAGAGUUAAGGAGCGCAAGCCUUUACCGGAAAAAUGGGUGUGAUAGGUGUACAGCUGGUUGUUACAAUGGUAAUGGCCAGCGUCCUGCAGAAGAUCAUUCCGCAUUACUCUUUGGCUCGUUGGCUUCUCUGCAAUGGAAGAUUAUAUUGGUAUCAGCAUCCCACGGAGGAAGAGUUACGAACACUUGCUGGAAAGCAACAGCUUAAAGGAAAGGGCAAAAAGGACAGAAAAUAUAAUGGUCAUAUUGAAAAUAAACCACUUACCAUUCCCAAAGACAUUGACCUUCAUUUGGAUACUAGGACUGUUACCGAAGUUGACACUUUAGCACUCCAUUAUUUUCCUGAGUAUCAAUGGUUAGUAGAUUUCACUGUUGCUGCUACUGUGGUUUACUUGAUAACUGAAGCUUAUUACAGCUUUGUGGGACCAUCACAAGAGAUGAAUAUCAGCAUAGUUUGGUGUAUGCUCGUUCUGGCAUUUGCAAUCAAAGUGUUGUUCUCCCUGACAACCCAUUACUUUAAAGUGGAAGAUGGUGGCGAGAGAUCUGUCUGUGUUACAUUUGGAUUCUUUUUCUUUGUCAAGGCCAUGGCAAUUCUUAUUGUGACAGAUAACUACUUGGAAUUUGGCCUAGAGACUGGCUUUUCAAAUUUUUCUGAAAGUGCUAUUCAGUUUCUGCAGAAACAGGGAUUGGAGUCUCAAGGUCCAGUGUCAAAAUUUGCAUUUAAGUUAAUUCUGGCAGUUUUAUGUUCUCUCAUUGGAGCUUUCCUGACAUUUCCUGGUUUACGACUGGCUCAGAUGCACCUUGAUGCCCUAAACUAUACAAAAGGAACCAUGACACAAUUUUUGCUACACAUAAACUUCUUGUCUCCUCUUCUAAUGGUUUUGCUGUGGGUGAAACCUAUAACCAAAGAUUACAUUCUGAAUCCACCCUUGGGCAAGGAAAGUGUACCACUGAUGACUGAGGACACCUUUGAUACAGUUCGACUUUGGAUCAUCAUUCUGCUCUGCGGUUUAAGAUUGAUGAUGAUGAGGCAUCACUUGCAAGCUUAUUUAAAUUUGGCCCAGAAAUGUGUGGAUCAAAUGAAGAAGGAAGCUGGGAGAAUAAGUACCAAAGAAUUACAAAAAAUGGUGGCUCAAGUAUUUUUUUACCUUUGUGUUAUUGCACUGCAGUACGUGGCACCUCUGGUGAUGCUCCUUCACACAACUCUGCUUCUGAAAACACUAGGUAAUCAUUCAUGGGGCAUCUAUGACUCUCCUAUGGAGGCAUCACAAGGGUCGAACCCGGGUUCUACUGAACAGCCAUGCCCUGAAGAAAAGAUGAAGGCAACAGUCACUCAAAUUACAGUGGCACUAGGGGGCUUAAAGAACAUUUUCACUCCACUCCUCUUCCGAGGACUUUUAUCAUUUUUGACAUGGUGGAUCGCAGCUUGCCUUUUCUCCACCAGCCUUUUUGGCUUGUUUUAUCAUCAGUAUUUAAUAGUGGCAUAAUUUAGUGACUUUAUAUCUGUAACCUUAACAUGGACCAAGUUGAAGGCAGAAAGCUGCAACAGCUAGAGCACACACGGUUCAGCAGCACCCUGUCUUGUGUCAAUGUUUUCUCUGUAUUCUCAGGGUAAAUAUUGUAUGAAAUCACUGUCGUGAGCUUAAUCUUCAUUACCUCAGAGGGAGAAGACCUAACUGCUGAUUGCUCGUAAAGAUAGUGUUUUUUUAUUUUGUUUUUUUGUCUUUUUAAUUGACUGUAUGAGAUGCUCUUAUAAAGACAUCAUCUUCGACUAGCAGUUCUUGCACUCACGUUCUAAUUUUUUUUCCCUCUUACCAAGAACGGAUAGCGAGUCCCCCCUUUUUUUUUUUUUUUUUUAAUCUUUCAUUAGAGAUCUGAGCCAUACGAAGAAAAUUUGAGGCUUGAAGGUGACUAAUAAAUUUCUGCUGGACCUGUCCAUUUUUGGUGACAAUGUCUAGCAGGACAGAAUGUAUUACUACUGUAUAUUACAGUAAAUGUAUGUCAACAACUGUGUAUUAUUUGGUGACCUUUAUGUGCCUGGGGAUAUGUGUGGCGCGUGUGUGUGUGUGUGUGUGUGUGUGGGCAAAUAUGGAAUGCUUAUGCUGUUAGAUACUGUACUUUUUACGUCACUGAAUACAUAAUUACUCAACAAGCGAUGGUGCUAGUAGUGACUCACACAGACUGUGUGUAAGGACAAGGAUUAUGCUUGCGAUAAAUAAAAUGCAUCACUUUAGUUAAC